Drosophila elegans is the source of this 853-nucleotide messenger RNA. RefSeq lists its product as uncharacterized. Lineage: Eukaryota; Metazoa; Arthropoda; Insecta; Diptera; Drosophilidae. The coding region runs from base 127 to 531 and encodes 134 amino acids. The record is from RefSeq and is a predicted model, not a curated record. The transcript has a single exon.
AGUCGCACAAAUAUGUUUAAAACUUGUACACCUACAAUAUAGAGUUUGUAUCCAAUAAACACGAUCUAAAAUCCAUAAUACAAAACCAACUACAUAAAAUACAUAACUUGUAAAAGAAAUUGCAAAAUGGAAAAGAUGUCAGAGGUGAAUAUCGCUGCCGAUGCCGAGAAUCCCACGGACUAUAUGCUCGACAAGGAGAUGGAUCUGCUGGGCGAACUGGACGAUUGCCACAAGACCAAAUUGGCGGACAUUGAUGUGGUAGCGAAAUGUGACAUGUCUAACAAUGGUGAUUUUUCGAUGGUCAGUCAGGCGUCGACAGAAGCGGAUUGCACAACACUCUCGCAGAAGGAGGAGUCGGAUCUGCUGACCACCGGAUUGCUCGAGAAGGAGGAGAACACCUUGCGUACCAUUCAGCAUCUGGACAACAUAAUCCAGCAGAUGGAGGCACUGCAGCGUCGGAUUCGUAGAUUUCUACAUAUGGAAUUCGGUACCGAAAAAGAUGAAUGGCAGAUGGAGAACCCUGCAACCUAAAGCGAUACAAUGAGAGGAAUAAUCAGAAACUAUUCGAUAAUUAUCAGAAAACAAAAGAAGUGAAAUUCGGAGAAAUGCUAACAAAUGCAAUUUAAUAACAAAAAAAAUGAUAUACAAAAAAACUGAGCAAAAUCUCUGGAUAUAAAAAUGAAGGAUAUGUAAAUUACAUGCAAGGGAGAAAGAAUAAACACACUAAACCUUAAAUAUAGUUCACUUUGAUGAGAUCCGAGUCUUUUCAAAUAGCAGAAGAUCUAUAAGAAGGAAAUAUACGCAGCCAUUUGGAAAUGUUACAAAACAAAAAUAAAAAAAUUGAAAGUAAAAA